Messenger RNA from Durio zibethinus, 933 nucleotides. RefSeq names its product coatomer subunit zeta-1-like. The record is from RefSeq and is a predicted model, not a curated record. Gene Ontology annotation, cellular component: COPI vesicle coat. Gene Ontology annotation, biological process: intracellular protein transport; retrograde vesicle-mediated transport, Golgi to endoplasmic reticulum; intra-Golgi vesicle-mediated transport. Lineage: Eukaryota; Viridiplantae; Streptophyta; Magnoliopsida; Malvales; Malvaceae.
UUUCCUCAUUUUUCUUCUUUGCUUCCUCAAAUCUAAAUCUAAAAUCUCUGUCAUCAGGGAGGGUAAAGCGCGGAUCAGCUCUUUGCCCGCAUCUUAUUGCCCAACAAUAACAUAAAAAAAAAUGGAGUCGUGUCCUUCCGUUAAAAAUAUCCUUCUUCUGGAUUCUGAAGGGAGCCGUGUUGCUGUUAAAUAUUAUUCAGAUGAUUGGCCGAAUAAGAGUGCUAAGGAAGCCUUUGAGAAAACUGUAUUUACCAAGACUCAAAAGGCAAAUGCCCGCGCUGAAGUGGAGAUAGCAGUGUUUGAGAAUCACAUUGUUGUAUACAAGUUUGUCCAAGACCUUCACUUUUUUGUUACUGGGGCUGAAGAUGAGAAUGAGCUCAUGUUGGCUACAGUUCUUCAAGGGUUUUUUGAUGCAGUUGGCCUUCUCCUAAGAGGAAAUGUGGACAAGAAAGAGGCACUGGAGAACUUAGAUCUCAUUUUGUUAAGCCUUGACGAGAUUGUUGAUGGAGGCAUCAUUCUAGAAACUGAUGCAAAUGUUAUUGCGGGGAAGGUUGCUAGUCAUAGUAUAGAUUUGGAUGCUCCUUUGUCUGAGCAGACAAUAAGUCAAGCACUGGCCACUGCCCGGGAACAUUUAACAAGAUCUCUCCUUAACUGAUGUAAGGAAAGAAGCAAGGAGAUUUAUACCGUUACAAUUCUAGUUUUAGUAUUGUUGUGCCGUGGCUGAUAGCCAUCCAUUUUGCUUUCAUAGUAUAAGUGGAUGAUGAUGCUAAAUGGGCUAGCUAAUGCCCUAUUCUUAUUUCUUACCAAAUGAUUGGUGCAUUUGUACCAUUUUUCAUGUUUUCAACUUGUAAACCUUGAUUUAUUCGAACAUUAAAUGCAAAUAAAAACGACAGUGACAGGAAAUUGAUUUCAAGGUAUGGAUGUUAGCAAAUA